Molecule: messenger RNA, 1801 nt
Organism: Nelumbo nucifera (sacred lotus)
Lineage: Eukaryota; Viridiplantae; Streptophyta; Magnoliopsida; Proteales; Nelumbonaceae
Product: bZIP transcription factor TGA10-like
Biological process (GO): DNA-templated transcription; regulation of DNA-templated transcription
Molecular function (GO): sequence-specific DNA binding; DNA-binding transcription factor activity
Source: RefSeq, a predicted model, not a curated record
AAUUGUUUAUGUAUUUUAUAAAGUCGUCAGGGGUUUUGGUGAGAGAGCAAAGAAAAAGCUUCUGCUAUUGUUUCCUUGCAUUCAAUUCUCUUCGAUUAUUAUUCUUUUAUAUCUUUUAAGCUCUUUAGACCAAAAACAGACUCUCUCCCACGUCCCAACUCUCUUCUGUCCGUGGUGAUGGAGUUCGGGAAAUGAUAUUCGUGGAAAGAAAUAAAGCGCCGUUUCACCAUUAAUGGAGUAGUACAGAGCUGUUAAAGCAGAUGAGGAAAGAAACCUAGCUGGGCUCCUUUUGUUUCAUGGCUGCUAAUAAAGGCAACAACAGCCGAACGGAACAACAACAACACCACCAUCAAAUUUCUUUUGGGAUGAUGCAAUCAACUUCGUCUGUCCCUGGAAGUCUCAUCGGAAGUAAGGAUACUGGAGCUUAUGACGUGGGUGAAUUGGAUCAAGCCCUCUUUUUGUACUUCGAAGGACAAGAUCACUCAUCACUUCAGGAACAAAGACAGAACCCAGUGAUCAGACCACCAACUCUGAAUAUCUUCCCUUCUCAGCCCAUGCAUGUAGAGCCAUUUACUGCAAAGGAAAGUGUAGCUUUAAUUUCUACAACAAGCAGUGGUUCAAAGAGAUCAUCAGGGCCGGCCAUGGAGUUGGCUAAUCCCCGGAAGGAUUCGGCAUCUGCUACCGAACCACCCAAAACCGUCAAGCGUGAAGCAGUAAACCGCAAGGGCCCAACAUCAAGUUCAGAGCAAGAAGGACCAAAAACACCAGACCCAAAGACAUUAAGAAGGCUCGCUCAAAAUAGAGAAGCAGCUAGGAAGAGCAGGCUACGGAAGAAGGCUUAUGUUCAGCAGCUAGAGUCAAGUAGGGUAAGGCUAAAUCAGCUGGAACAGGAGCUUCAAAGGGCUAGAACUCAGGGUAUAUUCUUUGCUGGAGGAACUCUCGUAGGAGAACCAGGCAUUCCUGCUGGUAUCAGCAAUCUAAGCUCAGAUGCUACAGUGUUCGACAUGGAGUAUGCGAGAUGGCUCGAGGAGAACCACCGGCUCAUGUGUGAGCUCCGAGCAGCUGUGCAAGAACACUUACCGGAAAACGAGCUUCGUCUCUUCGUGGACAAUUGUUUAGCGCACUACGAUGCGAUUAUGAACCUCAAGAGCAUGGUCGUAAAAUCUGACGUUUUUCAUAUUGUCUCCGGUACGUGGAAAACUCCGGCAGAGCGCUGCUUCAUGUGGAUGGGAGGAUUCCGGCCAUCCGAACUAAUAAAGGUUCUGAUGAAUCACAUCGAGCCAUUGACGGAGCAGCAGAUCCUGGGAAUCUGUGGACUGCAACAAUCGACGCAUGAGGCAGAGGAGGCUCUCUCGCAAGGGCUGGAAGCGCUCCGCCAAUCCCUCUCGGACACCAUCGCUUCCGACGCUCUUAGUUGCCCUCCUAACAUGGCUAACUACAUGGGCCAGAUGGCCGUCGCCAUGAACAAGCUCUCCACCGUCGAAGGUUUCGUUAGACAGGCUGAUAAUCUGAGGCAGCAGACCCUUCACCGGCUUCACCAAAUCUUGACGACCCGGCAGGCGGCGAGAUGUUUCUUGGCGAUAGCUGAGUACUUCCACCGGCUCCGAGCUCUGAGCUCUCUGUGGUUGUCACGCCCCCGGCAGGAAUAAAAUGCUAUAGGCAGGCGUCAUCCUCUUCUUUUUGCUUUCUCUUUGCCUGUCCUUAGAGAUCCCUUGUAGACACUUUUAACAUGGAGAUGUGUAUAUACAGAAGGAAAGACAACCAUAACCAGCAUAAAAGAUGAAAACAGUAGAUUGAUGCA